AUGAUUUGGAUUCUGACGGCAGUUCUCGUCUACUUAGCCGUCGAACGCAUUCGAGACGCCGACUAUGAGAUCGACUCCAACGCUAUGCUUAUAGUGUCGGGCGUUGGGGUCGUCAUGAAUGUGGUGAUGGGUCUGACCCUAUCGGACACCCUGUGCUGCAAAAGGGUUACCGAUGACAGCCACGGGUCGGAAGAUCACCCGCACAGUCAUAAUAGUCACAGUCAUUCCCACGCAAGUCAUGGCCACUCACACACUAAUAUGAAUGUCAGAGCGGCUCUAAUCCAUGUGAUCGGAGAUCUGAUCCAAAGUAUUGGUGUAUUAAUAGCGGCGCUAAUCAUCCACUUUAAACCCGAUUACAAGAUAUCUGAUCCCAUUUGUACAUUCAUUUUCAGCGCAUUAGUAAUGUUUACCACAUAUGGUAUUAUGAAGGAAGCCGUGUAUGUACUGAUGGAAGGCUUUCCCACUUAUCUGGACUACUCGACCGUCAAGAAGGACUUGAUGGACAUCGAAGGCGUACAGACUGUCCACAGCCUUCACAUCUGGUCGUUGACUCUGAACCGAAACGCACUGUCCGUUCAUUUGGCCACAAAUGGCACAUCAGAUGCCGAGCGCGUGCUUAAGGCGGCGGAGGCUCUGAUCCGCAAGAAGUAUGACAUCCAGGAGACCACUAUUCAGGUCGAGAGAUACGACGCCCGGGCUAUGGAUGAGUGUCUCGUAUGUGUCGGUCCUUAACAUGCGUUUCAAUAGUCGGCUGUCUUUUAAUUUAAUAAAAGUUUUAAUUUGUGAUUAAUUUUCCAAAGUUAUGAUAAUUUUAUAGUGAAAUUCAUUCUCAUUGUUGUAAUAGUGAACUGAAUUUUAUAUGUUGUAUAAAUACAUG
Oppiella nova is the source of this 877-nucleotide messenger RNA. Lineage: Eukaryota; Metazoa; Arthropoda; Arachnida; Sarcoptiformes; Oppiidae. The record is from the annotation of a GenBank genome assembly.